Molecule: messenger RNA, 1053 nt
Organism: Vigna umbellata (rice bean)
Lineage: Eukaryota; Viridiplantae; Streptophyta; Magnoliopsida; Fabales; Fabaceae
Source: RefSeq, a predicted model, not a curated record
AACCAUACCUAACAAUUGUUCUUACAAAAAUUUGCCAUACGUUUCGCCACAAAUUCAACGUUAAAUCUCUCUCUCCUCUUUCUCUCUCUAGAAUCUUUGAAUGGUAUCCAAAAACCCGAACCCGCCGGAGGGAUUCUACUUGGAUCCGACUGUCAUGGCUCUCCCAGGGAUGCCUCCCUUCGCCUCCGUCUCUGCUGCUGCUGCUGCCGCCGUCUCCGCCUCCAACUCCUCGGAAGAUGCAGCCAAGAAGAUCCGUAAGCCCUACACAAUCACCAAGUCGCGGGAGAACUGGACCGAACCAGAACACGACAAGUUCCUCGAAGCCCUUCAACUGUUUGACCGUGACUGGAAAAAGAUUGAAGCAUUUGUUGGAUCAAAGACUGUUAUACAGAUACGUAGUCAUGCACAGAAAUACUUUCUCAAAGUUCAGAAGAGUGGAGCAAGUGAACAUCUUCCGCCACCCAGACCUAAAAGAAAAGCAGCACAUCCAUAUCCCCAAAAAGCUUCCAGAAAUGCUCCUGUACUCCCACAAGUAUCAGGAUCUUUUCAAUCUUCAUCUUCUUUGCUUGAACCUGGAUAUAUCCUGAAAAAUGAUUCCCCAGCAAUGCUUAAAAUUCCUAUGAACACUGUGGUGUCAUCCUGGUCAAACAACACCUUGCAAACUGUCAAUUUAUCCCCUGUGACAAAAGUGAACAAUCCUUGCAGUAGUGGUGAAAGCACUCCUAAAGUGCGCCCAGCUGUUGAAUCUCAUGGUCAAGGACCUCAUCAAGGGAAUAAAAUCCAUCCAUUGAGAGUUCUUCCAGAUUUUACUCAGGUAUAUGGUUUCAUAGGCAGUGUAUUUGAUCCAAAUGCAACUGAACAUCUGCAGAAGCUAAAAAAGAUGGACCGUAUAGACGUUGAGACAGUGCUACUGCUAAUGAGAAACCUGUCUAUCAAUUUAACUAGCCCAGAUUUUGAGGAUCAUGUAAGUAUUUAUGUCCCUGAUAUUUAGAUUGCUAUAAAUAUGUAUAUGUCAUGAUGAAUAAUUAUAUAAGUACCGUUUGUCUUUAUAAU